Molecule: messenger RNA, 532 nt
Organism: Diospyros lotus (date-plum)
Lineage: Eukaryota; Viridiplantae; Streptophyta; Magnoliopsida; Ericales; Ebenaceae
Product: serine carboxypeptidase-like 15
Exons: 3
Coding region: 22-501 (159 amino acids)
Biological process (GO): proteolysis; secondary metabolic process
Molecular function (GO): serine-type carboxypeptidase activity; acyltransferase activity, transferring groups other than amino-acyl groups
Source: RefSeq, a predicted model, not a curated record
UCUGAAUAUAUUAGCAAUAUAAUGUUUGCAGCAGAAGCAGCUGCUCGUCCAGCUUCCAGACCGGCGGCAGCAAAGCCAUGCAGCUCCUCCCGCCGGCAUGUCCAUUUCUUGGAAAUUCUAACGGCGGCGAUUCUGCUACCAGUGGCAGUCAUUGCUGCCGGCCAGACAGUCGAGUACUUGCCUGGCUACGCCGGCCGACUUCCCUUUCACCUUCAAACUGGAUACAUCAGUGUUGGUGACUCCGAGUUAUUCUACUACUUCAUUGAGUCGCAAGGCGAUCCCCUAGAAGACCCUUUGAUUCUUUGGCUCACGGGUGGCCCGGGCUGUUCUUCCUUCAGCGGACUUGUCUAUGAAACUGGGCCAUUGGAGUUCGUGAUAGAGAAUUAUACCGGGGGCUUGCCACAGCUGAGACAUUAUCCGUACGCCUGGACAAAAGUGAAUAUUAUUAUUAUUAUACUAACUUCCAACUCCUUCUACCUUCACUUAAGCGAUAUUAUAUAAGCGCGCGCACGUAUAUACAUAUAUAUAUAUA